GGAGGCGAUAAAAAGAUUUGUCGAGUGACGAUAGAGAGAAAUGGAAAAAUGAGUCGUUCCCUCCCCACCACAUAACCAAAACCGUGUGUUCGUUGACGCAUGAUGUUCAAGGGGAAUCGUCGUCGCGGCGUGUUGCAGUAUCGACAAGGAUAAAGAAAAAAAAAGAAAGGCCUUCCGACGAAUGACAGCACGCAAAACCGAUCACGCGGCCGAACCGGGAGGUGUGCUUUCGGUCGGUGUCAUAGACCGUGUAUGUGUUCCUAUACGUGUGUGCGUUACGGCAGUAUCUCACAACAAAUAUGUCGUGGUGGGGAGUACGUUUUUCCGUUCGCCGUUUCGCAUAUUUCUUCCCCCGCAUUAUUAUUAUGUAGUUUGGCAUAGGUGAACCCCUGCUGCAUGCUCGUUUCGAUUGAAAAAAAACGGUGCAGAUAAUCAAGGAUAUAUACUCCUUCGGAAGGACGGCCUGACACGGAAGAAACGCCGGAAGGAAGGAAGAGGGUAGCAGGGUAGCAAGAUGGCGGGAUCCUUAACGUGGUCGUGUACUUGUUGCCUGCGUUUCAAGUUCAGCCCCGAGGAGAUCGAGCAGCGUUACAAAAGUCAAGAAAUCGAUCGGAUGCUGGAGAAAGAUCGUCAAGCACUCCGACGGCAGGUCAAGUUGCUGCUCCUCGGGGCGGGUGAGAGCGGAAAGUCGACAUUCCUCAAACAGAUGCGAAUUAUUCACGGAAUUAAAUUUGAGCCUGAAUUAAUUAAGGAAUAUCAACAUGUAAUUUAUCAAAAUAUAAUUAAAGGAAUGAAGGUAUUGGUAGAUGCUCGUGAUAAGUUAAAUAUUCCAUGGGAAAAUCCUAAAAACUAUGAUAUUGGUUAUCAGUUAUUGAAGGUUGAAAAUACUAUGGUAUUAGAUGCUAGAUUGUUUCUCCAUUAUGUACCAGCCUUACAAAGUUUAUGGAAAGAUGCAUCGAUCAAACAAGCCUUUGAUAGGAGAAGAGAAUUUCAAUUAAGUGAUUCAGUUCAGUACUUUUUGGACAGUCUUGAUAGGAUUGCUAGAAUGGAUUACGUACCUACACACCAAGAUAUCUUGCACUGUAGAAAAGCUACAAAAGGAAUUUCUGAAUUUGUUAUACAAAUUAAUAAUAUUCCAUUUCUGUUUGUUGAUGUCGGGGGGCAAAGAUCUCAAAGACAAAAGUGGUAUCAAUGUUUUGAUUGCGUUACUUCUAUACUUUUUCUUGUUUCAUCGUCAGAAUUUGAUCAAGUGUUGUUAGAAGAUAGGAGAACAAAUCGGUUAGAAGAAUCAAGAAAUAUAUUUGAUACAAUAGUUAACAACAUGAUAUUCGGUGGUGUAUCUAUUAUUUUAUUCUUAAACAAAACUGAUUUAUUGGAUAAAAAAGUAAGAUCACCCGACACAAAUGUUCGUUGGUAUUUCCCACAAUUCACAGGAGAUUCACAUUCCAUGAAGGAUGUGCAGAAUUUUAUACUAGACAUGUUUAUAUCUGUUAAAAGGGACCCAAGAAAACCUCUUUUUCAUCACUUUACUACCGCUGUUGAUACAGAAAAUAUAAAAGUUGUGUUUAAUGCAGUCAAAGACACAAUUUUGCAUAGAAAUCUGGAAUCGUUGAUGCUCCAAUAAUGAUGAAUGUGUGUAAAAAAAAAA
Osmia lignaria (orchard mason bee) is the source of this 1648-nucleotide messenger RNA. The record is from RefSeq and is a predicted model, not a curated record. NCBI's taxonomy places the organism in Eukaryota, Metazoa, Arthropoda, Insecta, Hymenoptera, Megachilidae.